Ostrea edulis (European flat oyster) is the source of this 834-nucleotide messenger RNA. RefSeq lists its product as uncharacterized. Bases 274 to 834 code for a protein of 186 amino acids. NCBI's taxonomy places the organism in Eukaryota, Metazoa, Mollusca, Bivalvia, Ostreida, Ostreidae. The record is from RefSeq and is a predicted model, not a curated record. The transcript is spliced from 4 exons.
GACACAUUUCGCGUUUUCAAAGUUCUCAAAAUUAUACGUAAUUUACCUUCCUUAUAUACACAGUAAUGAAUUCUAAUGGUUAGUUUGUGGACAUAAAGUGAUAAUUAGCCCAAUUAUGGCUUCAAAUCUAAGACCCGAUUGUAAAAACAUCUCGCUAAUUAGGUAGGGAGUCACGUGGUACCGUGACGUCAUAUGCGACCUUCCUCGAUCAGCUUAUAGUAAAAAUAGUGUGGAAAUCUUAAAGAACUCAGCUUUUAAUCACCAUUAUUCACCAUGGACGACAUCUGUUCCGAUUUUGAGGAAAUUCCCGAGAAUCUUCACAUUCACCCUUAUAUGUUUGAACCACCGGUGCGUUCAAAUAGGAAUGUAAAUACCCAAGAAAGUAGCGAGGAAAGCGAGGAUGACAUCUGCAAUGAUGAGAAAAUUGAUCGCCGUCGGAACACUAUUUGGUGCGAGUGUGGGAUUUGUGAAGUGAUGGAGACCAGAACAGAAUGCAUAUGCUGUGCUGAGAUUCCAGUCAUAGAGGAGCUUCGAGAGUCGAGUGACCUUGAAUGCAUCACACAACACAGAACUUUCAUAGACAAUUGUUUGAAUCCACGAGUACUGGAAGUCAGUCUUUAUGACUUCAUUCAAAGAGAGGGGCCUUUGGAUGACAAUGAAACCAUUAAUGAAACAUACAGACACAUUGCAUAUCGCCGGUUUGUCCUCUGGAUAGGGCAUCGACUCGGACGGAGGAAUCGUAAAGUUUUGCCAGCAUGUGCUGUCACAACAAUUCGCAGGACAUUCCCAUCAGAGCACAGGGAGGAAGGCUGGCAUAUGGGCUUUGAUUCCUAA